CUAUCAAUUCCUGUGGGGUCCAAGAGCUUAUGCAGAAACCAGCAAGAUGAAAGUCCUGGAGUUUUUGGCCAAGGUGAAUGACACCACCCCCAAUAACUUCCCACUCCUUUAUGAAGAGGCUUUGAGAGAUGAAGAAGAGAGAACCGGAGCCCGGCCCAGAGUUGCAGCCAGGCGUGGCACUACGGCCGUGACUAGUACGUAUUCCAGGGCCACAUCCAGCAGCUCUUCCCACCCCAUGUGAGAUCUAAGGCAAAUUGUUCAUUUUGUGGUUGAAAGACCUGUUGCUUUCUCUGUUCCUGUGAUGCAUGAAUAACUUGUUGAUUUAUCUCUUUGUUGUAUUUUCUAGUGAUGUUUCUUAAAAUAGAAAGUUUAUUUAGAUUCAGAAUAUAAGUUUAGAAAUGGCAUGCAUCACACACUUAUUGCUGUUUAUCAGGUUGGUUUAGUAAUAAGAAUUUUGUUUUAGAAAUACAAAUAGAAAAUCCUGAAAUCAUUUUUGUGAUACAGAGCAAAAUAACAUGGCAUGGGAGUAAGGUUAUCCUUAGAAAUUUAUAAUAACUUCACAGUAAAAUAGGUAGAAUCUGAAGAUAGAAAGAGAAGAAAAGUAAAAGUUGCUUUAUUCAUGGUUUGUCUUACUCCGUUCAGUCUUUUUUUGUUCAUAAAUUUAAAAGUUACAUACCUGGUUUGCUUAGAUUAUUCAAGAAUGUGGAGGCCUGGGCCAAGGUCAAUGACAGUGUCCCCAUUGUCUUCCCUCCAUUAAGAGAAGACUUGGAGAGAUGAGGGAGAGAGAGCCAGAGAUAGUGUUGCAACUGGGUCUGGCAUGUUUCAGUGUGGUGUCCAGCAGUGUCUCCCACUCCUUGUGAAGUCUGAGGUUGCAAAAGGACUGUGAUCAUGAGGAUCAUCCAGAAUUCCAACUCAAAAUUCUCAGAAAACAGGACCUUGAUGUGAGAGGAGCAGGUUCAGGUAAACAAAGGGCCCCACAUCUCCUGCCCUUCUGCCCACACUCCUCCCUGUUUUGCCUGACCACAGCCAUCAUGCCUCGGGGUCAUAAGAGUAAGCUCCGUGCUCGUGAGAAACGCCGCAAGGCACGAGAGGAGACCCAGGGUCUCAAGGUUGCUGAGGCCACUGCAGCAGAGAAAGAGGAGUGCCCCUCCUCCUCUCCUGUUUUGGGGGAUACUCCCGCAAGCUCCCUUGCUGCUGGCAUCCCCCAGAAGCCUCAGGGAGCUUCACCCACCACCACUGCUGCUGCGGCUGUGUCAUGCACCGAAUCUGAUGAAGGUGCCAAAGGCCAAGGUGAGGAAAAUGCAAGUUCCUCCCAGGGCACAACAUCCACUGAGAAGUCAGUCAAAGAUCCUGUAGCCUGGGAAGCAGGAAUGCUGAUGCAUUUCAUGCUACAUAAGUAUAAAAUGAGAGAGCCCAUUAUGAAGGCAGAUAUGCUGAAGUUUGUUGAUGAAAAGUAUAAGGAUCACUUCCCUGAGAUCCUCAAUAGAGCCUCUCACCGCUUGGAGCUGGUCUUUGGCCUUGAUUUGAAGGAAGACAACCCUAGUGGCCACACCUACACCCUCGUCAGCAAGCUAAACCUCACCAAUGAUGGAAACCUGAGCAAUGAUUGGGACUUUCCCAGGAAUGGGCUUCUGAUGCCUCUCCUGGGUGUGAUCUUCUUAAAUGGCAACUCUGCCACCGAGGAAGAGAUCUGGAAAUUCAUGAAUAUGUUGGGAGCCUAUGAUGGAGAGGAGCACUUAAUCUAUGGGGAACCCCGGAAGUUCAUCACCCAAGAUCUGGUGAAGGAAAAAUAUCUGAAGUACAAGCGGGUGCCCAACAGUGAUCCCCCACGCUAUCAAUUCCUGUGGGGUCCAAGAGCCUACACUGAAACCACCAAGAUGAAAGUCCUCGAGUUUCUGGCCAAGGUGAAUGGUACCACUCCCCGUGACUUCCCAUCCCAUUAUGAAGAGGCUUUGAGAGAUGAGGAAGAGAGAGCCCGAGUCCGAUCCAGUGUUAGAGCCAGGCGUCGCACUACUGCCGCAAGUUUUAGAGGGCGUUCUAGAGCCGCAUUCAGCAACUCCUCCCAACCCAUGUGAGAAUUAAGGCAGAUUGUUCACUUUGUUUUUGUGGCAAGAUGCCAACCUUUUAAAGUAGAAGCCAAGAUAGGGCUAGAGAGAUCAUAACAUAUAUCUUCUUUGUGUUCCUGUUAAACAUUAGUAUCUUUCAAGUGUUUUUCUUUUAAUAGAACGUUUAUUUAGAGUUGGGAUCUAUGUCUAUGAGCGACAUGGAUCACACAUUUAUUGGUGCCGCCAGCUUUAAGCAUAAGAGUUUUGAUAUUCUGUAAUACAUUUUUGAAAUCCUUGAAUCUUUUUUGGGUUCAAGAAGAAGAAAGUAUAGUUUUAGAAUAGAGAUUUUCUCAGAAAUGUGUGAAAGAACCUCACACAACAUAAUUGGAGUCUUAAAAUAGAGGAAGAGUAAGCAAAGCAUGUCAAGUUUUUGUUUUCUGCAUUCAUUCACUUUUGUUUUUGUAAAAUCCAAAGAUACAUACCUGGUUGUCUUUAACCUUUUCAAGAAUGCAGAUAAAAUAAAUUGUAAUAAAUUAUAUUCUUU
Molecule: messenger RNA, 2589 nt
Organism: Macaca mulatta (Rhesus monkey)
Lineage: Eukaryota; Metazoa; Chordata; Mammalia; Primates; Cercopithecidae
Gene: MAGEB1
Product: MAGE family member B1
Biological process (GO): negative regulation of transcription by RNA polymerase II
Cellular component (GO): nucleus
Source: RefSeq, marked provisional